This is a messenger RNA of Prunus avium (sweet cherry), 851 nucleotides long. Its product is annotated as late embryogenesis abundant protein At1g64065. The record is from RefSeq and is a predicted model, not a curated record. NCBI's taxonomy places the organism in Eukaryota, Viridiplantae, Streptophyta, Magnoliopsida, Rosales, Rosaceae.
CAAAGCUCAUAGAGAAAAUUGCAGACACACCACCGGUCUAUAAGUAUUACACAACACUUCUUCACUACCAUUACCACAAACACAAGUCCUCCAUUUCCCAAUCCAUCUCUGAGAAGCAAAUCACCCCAUUAAAAAAGAACAAGUGAGGAAAAAAAAAUGGCUGAGAAGGAUGCAGAUCAUGAAGCAAACGCAUACCACCAGUCCGAGGAGCUCAAACGCCAGAAGAAAAUCAAAAGGUUGAAAUAUUUUGGUAUUUUCGUUGUGUUUCAAGUCAUAGUCAUCACCAUAUUCUCACUCACUGUGAUGAAAGCUAAGACUCCAAAACUCAAGUUGGCAAGCAACGUCUAUAUCCAAACACUCACCUAUUCCCCGACAACGCCUUCGUUCGACAUGAGCUUCGUAACACAAGUCAGAGUGCGAAACCCAAACUGGGGUCCUUUUAAGUUUCGUGACGGCACCGUCGUGUUUACGUACCAAGGUGUGGUUGUUGGGCAAGUUUAUAUUCCAAAUGGCAAAGUCGGAUUGCGAUCCACCAAAAAAAUCACUGUGCUUGUGAAUGUGAAUUCUAAUGCGUUGCCAAGCAAGUCUGCUCUUGGAAAUGAGCUCAGCAAUGGCUUGCUGUUGCUGACCAGCACAGCUGAGUUGAAGGGAAAGGUUGAGUUGAUGCUGAUCAUGAAGACAAAGAAGACAGCUGAAUUGGGCUGCUCUAUGGUGUUUAAUUUGGCAGCAAGGUCUCUCCAGAAUUUGGAUUGUAACUGAGAAUCGAACAUGGCUCUCUCUCUCUCUCUCAUAAGCCAAUUUUAGUUUUAUGUUUACAAAUUUUGAUUGUUAUAUUGUUUACAAAUUCUGUU